Molecule: messenger RNA, 1743 nt
Organism: Symbiodinium pilosum
Lineage: Eukaryota; Dinophyceae; Suessiales; Symbiodiniaceae
Source: the annotation of a GenBank genome assembly
AUGGCGCCGGGCAAGAAAACCUUUCUGAGGGACAUGACCGCGGUCCCCGCCGCGUGGCCUCUGGAGACGGUCCUCGACGCCUGGGUGCACACGGCAAGGCUGCGCUACUUUUGGAAUGCAGCAGAUUCCCAGAAAUCCUUGGACCUGCUGAAGCAGCGUGCCGCGGAGCUCUGGGAGCCGAAGGCCGAGCCGGUCCUCGCGGCAAAGCUUUUCCAGCGAGGCCGAGCCGAGCUGCAGCGGUGCGACGUGCAUUACUUCACCAACGAAGGCUUGGCGCGAGUGAAUGGUGUGUGCUGCAUUUCCUCUUGGGAUUGGCUGGAAGCUGCUUCCCAGCGCCUCGCCCUGCGCCUGACGGCCGCGGAGCACAGCGCCGCGGAGGAGGCGAAGACGCGGCGGCGAGUGGAGGAGGGCAAGUCUACCGCACACGAGCUGCAGAAGGCCAAGGAAGAGGCUGCCCGCCUUGCAGGUUGCUUGCAGGAGGCGGAUUCGGAGGUCCGAGCAUCAAAGGACGAAGUGGCCCAGCACAAAGAGCGAUGUGGGCAGCUCGAGGCUCGUGUGCUUGCUUUGGAGGCUGGCACAGCCGAGCAUGUCAUGCAGCUCCGAGCCUCGGAGGAGGAGCGAAGGCAGCUCGCGGAGCGCUUGGCUUCUGCGGAGGCCUCGGCAUCCGACAAAGUGGAGGCGCUCCAGCAAGCUCAGGAGGAGACUACCAAGCUCGAGCAGCGGGUGGCAGCAGCAGAGGCCGCAGCUGCCGAAAGCCAGGAUGAGCUCAGCAAGGUUCAAAGCGAGAAGAGGGCGUGCGAGGAGCGCUGCCAGCAACUCGAGAGCCGCUUGGCCAAGGAUCCUGCAGGAGGCAAUACGGAGCUGAAGACCUUGCUGAUCGAGAAUGCAAAGUACGAGGAGCGAUGCGAGCAGUUCAACGCAAGUCUUGCCAAGGCGGAGACAAAGCUGGAUCAGAUGGCCAAGUGCCAGGUGGAGGCUGCCAAGUACCAGGAGCCGGAGCAGCUCACUGAGGCCAAGGAGCAAGCCUUGCGCAUGAGCGGUAGAUUUCCCACGAAUCCUACUUUUGCUCACCACGGCCCAGCCUCCGGCGUAGAAGCUUCCAGCAGCCCUGAGUCGAACACCUCUGACUCCCUGGGCUACAUCCUGGUGGAGGACGCCUCAUCCGUGCUGAGCCGCUCCUCCUGGUUCUCGGUCCAGCCUCACUGCUUCAUGCUGGACGCCAUCUUCAAGACCCGCAGCUACGGCGUGGACUUCUUCUUGAUGAGCAGAGACUUAAAGAAAGGCUCCCAAGUUGUGGCUGGCGAUGACAAGACCAUCUUGGAGGUCGCCAAGAAUCCGGUGACGCAAGACCACCUGGUGCAGGUGCCUCACCUGAAAAGCCUGGAGGAGGGAGUGGCGGAUGUGACGGAGGUGAAGGCGGGAGUGGGCAUCGCAAAGUACCUCGCAGCUGGCACCUUGAAGGUGGGCGACUUCGUGAUGCUCGACUCGGGCGAGCCUGUGACACUCACAAGCGUGGAGUCCUGGUCCGCGGACUGCGAGGUGCUGAAGAUCGUCUUUGAGCCUGACUUGCCCGUGGCCUGUUUCGCCUGCCCGCCCUGCAUCCUCAGCAAGGGGCACCCGAACUUUCGCACUCGCCGGGGAGGCAUUUGCCAGCGGGGCAAGGGGACACCAGACAUGUACCAGACCGCUGACAGCAGCUCCAUCCCCGUCACAGCCAGUUUGUGGACGGAUCCUUUGAAGUGA